GGACUGGCUUCUGUCCCAGCGGGGUGUGCAGGUACCUGCUGGGGUGUCUGAGUGGGGGGGGAUGGUGCGAGGAUGACUUUGAACGCUGGCCACCCCGAGCACCUUGGCCAUCCUGGGCAUUCCUGCAUUUGUGUUUCCUUGUGCCGUUUCUGGAGAGUGAAUUCCCGGAGGAACUGCUAGGCCUGCCUGCUCCCGAAGGCUGACACGAGGCCCGCCCCUUCUCUCCAGGGCAGCCUAGAGCCCUGGCCAGGGCUAGCAUGGCGCUGCUGCCAGGCCCAGCUACCUUCCUGCAGGCACUACUGCUCCUGCCAGCCCUUCUGAACUCAGGUUGGGGGGAAUUGGCACCCCAAAUCGAUGGCCAGACAUGGGCUGAGCGGGCCCUUCGGGAGAAUGAGCGCCACGCCUUCACUUGCCGGGUGGCAGGGGGUCCUGGCACUCCCCAUUUAUCUUGGUACCUGGACGGGCAGCUGCAGGAGGCCAGCACCUCAAGACUGCUGAGUGUGGGUGGGGAGGCCUUCUCCGGCGGCACCAGCACUUUCACUGUCACUGCUCAGCGAGCCCAGCAUGAGCUCAACUGCUCCCUGCAGGAGCCGGGCAGCAGCCGACCAGCCAACGCCUCAGUCAUCCUCAAUGUACAAUUCAAGCCAGAGAUUGCACAAGUUGGGGCCAAGUACCCGGAUGCUGAGAGCCCGGGCCUCCUAGUUGUCCUGUUUGCCCUGGUACGUGCCAACCCACCUGCCAAUGUCACCUGGAUCGACCAGGAUGGGCCAGUAACCGUCAACACCUCCGACUUCCUGGUGCUGGAUGCCCAGAACUACCCCUGGCUGACCAACCACACCGUGCAGCUGCAGCUCCGCAGCCUGGCACACAACCUCUCAGUGGUGGCCGCCAAUGAUGUGGGUGUCACCAGUGCCUCAUUUCCGGCCCCAGGGCUCCUGGCCACCCGGGUGGAGGUGCCGCUGCUGGGCAUCGUUGUGGCUGGAGGGCUUGCCCUGGGUACCCUGGUGGGGUUCAGCACCCUGGUGGCCUGCCUGGUCUGCAGGAAAGAGAAGACCAAAGGCCCCUCCCGCCGCACAUCUCUCAUCUCCAGUGACUCCAACAACCUAAAACUCAACAAUGUGCGCCUGCCGCGGGAGAACAUGUCGCUGCCGUCCAACCUCCAGCUCAAUGACCUCACUCCGGAGUGCAGAGGGAAACCAGCAGAGCAGCAGCCAGCAGCUCUAAAUAGCAGCCGCCCGGAGCUUCAGGACCCAGAGCCUGGUGGCCUCCUCACCAGCCGAGGUACCAUGCAGGGAGGGCAUCCUACAGCCCCUCUUGGGCUUGAGUGCCAGGGACAGGGAGAACUCCAAGGACCAAAGUCUCUGAAUGCCCUGGGCAUCUCUGACCUGCCCCCUUUGCAGGCUUCAUCCGCCUCCCGAUGCUGAGCUACAUCUAUCGGGUGUCCAGCGUGAGCAGUGAUGAGAUCUGGCUCUGAGCUGAAAGCGGGACAAGCGCCCUCCUGCUCCCAAACCCCUCCUGUGCACCCUCUCAUGCCUCCUCCUCUAAAGCUGCCUCUAUCAUGCCACACCAUGGCCAUGUGGCUACCUCCGCUGUGCCCUCUGUCCCAUUUCCCUGGGAUCUGGCGCCCAGGGGCACAGGUAACCAGGGAUCCCCUCAGGUGACUCAGGUUGGGGAGCACAGAUGGUUGAGCCCAGGCACAGGGAGCUCUUUGGCCAGAUGGAUUUCCCUGUCAUCCAGCAUGCAAGCAGGUGUGGCCUGUGAGACACCAGGCACUGGUCCUGCUCUGCACCUUGUGCAGCAAGCAUGAGACUGUGUGUCGGGGGGGAGGCCCCGCAUGUCCAUGCAAUGUAGAUGCAACUUGGUUCCCUCAGGACAAUGUAGGACCCCCGCUAACUGUCCAUUCCCAACCUGUGCUUUGCGUAGGACCCUGCCCUUGGCCUUGGAGGCUUGGCCAAGCACACACUAGUUCUUUUACUACACACCUUUGUGUCCCCUUGCCCUGCCCCCUUGCGGGCAUUCUAGGAUAUGCACUAGACCUUCUCCACUGGGCCCUAGACUGCCCUGAGGCCUGGCCCCUGGGGUUAGCACAAGUCAGGGUGAGACAGAAGGUAGAAAAAUCAAGUGGUACUCAGGACCGCAUGUAGCUAUGCAUCGUUUUCUUACAAGAUUAGCACUUUAAGCACAGCACCUCCGGAAGGGGGUGAGUGAGGGUCCCAGGGCAACUCCCCACCCCCUGACACCCCUCAGGCCUGACCUCCCAGUGAUUCACUGUGAGCAACAGGCUCAGGACUGCAUGCCUUCCCCUGGGUGGGACCUUGCCCUGGCUGCCCCAUCAGUAGGAAGCCGCUCUUCCUGCCCCACCCUCUGCUCCUUAGGGGCUGGUCCCAGAAGGCAGAGAACUCAACAGUAGCUUUAGGGGGAUGCGGAGAGAGUGGGAGGUGGCAAACAUCACCCCCAACAACAACCUAAGAAUAUUUUAAGAAGCAACAAGGCACUGAAGGGAAAGCAAUAUAGUACAGAGUGUAUUUUUCCCUUGCUGAGGUCUUAUUUUGUAAUUUUCCUCAAGUUACUGUCUAGGACAGUACAAAGCACACAGUAAAUUCAAUAAACGUGACUGAA
Messenger RNA from Ochotona curzoniae (black-lipped pika), 2619 nucleotides. It is a transcript of the gene TMEM25, whose product is annotated as transmembrane protein 25. Gene Ontology annotation, biological process: negative regulation of excitatory postsynaptic potential. The record is from RefSeq and is a predicted model, not a curated record. The coding region runs from base 258 to 1424 and encodes 388 amino acids. The transcript is spliced from 7 exons. NCBI's taxonomy places the organism in Eukaryota, Metazoa, Chordata, Mammalia, Lagomorpha, Ochotonidae.